AUGAGUGUUGAAGUAGAAGUAAUCUCUAGAGAAAUGGUGAAACCAUCGUCUCCUACACCUCGACAUCUUCGUCAUUACCAUCUCUCUUUCAUCGAUCAGAUAACUCCCCAAAUCAACAAUUCUAUGGUCUACUUCUUCACGGCUGAUUCUGUCACAAACAAAUUUAACGUCAACGAGGCUUCCGAUGUUCUCAAGAAAUCGUUGUCUCAAGUCUUAACUCACUACUAUCCACUCGCCGGGAGACUCAUGACAGACAACUUAGUGGUAGAGUGCAACGACGAGGGUGUCCCGUACAUAGAAACCAAGGUCAGGUGCCGCCUCAGCCACGUCACCGACGACCCCUCUCCGGCCGACUUCAGUAAAUUGCUUCCCUACGACAUGGAUGAAGUGGUGGACACAGUCCUAGGUGUCCAAUUCAAUGUCUUCGAUUGUGGUGGAAUAGCCGUCGGAGUAAGCCUCACCCACAAGAUUGCCGAUGCGCUGUCGCAUUUCCAAUUCAUUAAGACCUGGGCCGCCGUAACACGCGGCGGACCAGAACCAGUCAGAACCCACUUCCAAUCUUCCUCUCUUUUCCCGACAAAAGACUUGUCGGGAUAUGAUCCGAAUACACACAUAGGACAGCACAAAGCCGUGGGCAAGCGAUUCGCUUUUGAAGCAUCCGUAAUAGAAUCUCUGAGAACAAAAUAUUCAAGAAAGCUCAGUGAAGGCCAAAAACUUCCUUCAAGAGUAGAAGUCUUAUCAACUUUCCUAUUCAACCGGUUUGUUGCAGCCACAAAAGAAGAGGGCGACAAUAAGAUUCAUUUAGUGACAUCCACAGUGAAUCUACGCACAAGAAUGGAUCCUCCAUUGCCAGAAUAUGCGUUCGGGAACUAUUACUGGUACGUUCAAAUGUUUCCAACGUUAGACAAGAAAGGAGAGAGCGACGACUUCUUUGGAAGACAGUUAAGAGAAGAGAUAACCAAAGUGGACAACGAUUUUAUUGUGAAGCUUCGAGAAAGCAAAGAAUGGAACCCUAAUAGAGAAGAUAUGGCUAAAGCAAUUGAGAAGGGUGAGUUGGUGCCUGUGGCCUUCACUUCACUGUGUAGGUUUCCCGUGUACGAGGUUGAUUUUGGAUGGGGUAAUCCUACGUGGACAGGACCGCCUACGUGGAAAUUCAAGAAUGUAAUUGUUUUUAAAGACACCAAGUCAGGUGGAGGCAUUGAGGCGUACGUCAACUUGACGAAGGAUGACAUGGCUAAAUUUGAACGUGAUGAGGAGCUUCUUGCUCAUGUACCAGUCUCCUCAUCUACGAGCUCUACCAAGUCAAAGGGAUAUACUUUAGUAACUCUAAACGGACCUUCCCACUUAUCACAUCCAGCAUUAUAG
Neltuma alba is the source of this 1365-nucleotide messenger RNA. RefSeq names its product vinorine synthase-like. The record is from RefSeq and is a predicted model, not a curated record. Lineage: Eukaryota; Viridiplantae; Streptophyta; Magnoliopsida; Fabales; Fabaceae. The coding region runs from base 1 to 1365 and encodes 454 amino acids. The transcript has a single exon.